AUGGAUGUAUUCCAGGACUCUGAGGCGGAAGGCGAUAACGAAAGCGUUCACGAGUGGGGAAUGGUCGAUAGGAUGAGGUUAUGGCGGCAUGAUGCCUUGAUGCAGCAUUUAUACGAGACUGCAGCUUUCUGGGGGGAUAAAAUCCUUUCAUGGACAAACGAACCCAAUGAUGCAUUCUGGCUCGCACAAACUUACUUCAUGACACACCAGUAUUCGCGUGCAGAGCGGCUCCUGACGAGACCCUUUCCAACUGCUCCUCCAAAGUCUAAUCCCAAUAUGGUCGGGUUUGGGCAAUCCCUCGCCAAUAUGCUGCCUAUGGGUCCAGGCGGUAUAAUCGAAAUUCCUGAAGAGCUUCAAGAGGGCGUGUCGCGGCUUGUAGAUAUGAGUGUCGCUUGCCGAUAUCUUGCAGCACAAUGUCAAGUGCGUCAAGGCAAUUGGACGGAUGCCACGGAAAUGCUCGGUGAAGCUAAUCCAUUUCGCAACUCAGGAAGGAGUGGACCCUCAGUACCCAACGUGGAUGGCGGCAUAAAGGUCGAAGCUUCUAUGUGUCAUUUGAGAGGCAUACUCAUGCUCAAACUGAAUCGAAGUGAUCAAGCGAAACACUGUUUUAUGGAAGCUUUGGCUUUAGAUGUCAAAUGUUACGACGCAUUUGAACAGCUGAUAUGUGGUGAAAUGAUGACGCCCGAUGAAGAGUGGGAGUUCGUGCAAGGGCUUGCUUACCAGGAGCAAACUCCAGACGACGCGGAGUUCGUGCAAUUGAUAUAUACGGCUCGUUUGCGCAAGUAUAAGCACGCGGAAGAACAUGCUCUCACUCGGCGGCGUCUCGUGGAGGAAUUCGGACUGUCUGACAAUCCAGACGUAUUGUUCAGUUUCGCCGAUGCUUUGUAUGCGCAGUUUCGUUGGGCAGAUUGUUAUCUCAUAACAACCAGGAUAUUGGCUCUGGUAUCUGUCCAUGGUCCCACAAUGCCAGUUCAUAUAGCCUGCAUGUAUCACCUUUCGCAUUUGCACUCCAAACUGUUCAUCCUUGCGCAUGAACUUGUCGAUCGGGAGCCGGAGAAUCCGAUCAGCUGGUACGCUGUAGGCGUUUGGUAUCUUGCCUCUGGAAAGUGGUCUCAGGCCAGACAAUACUUCAGUAAAACAUCCUUAAUGGAUCCUAGAUUUGGGCCAGCUUGGGUUGCAUUUGCGCAUACAUUUGCGAUGGAGGGCGAACAUGAUCAUGCCGUGACUGCAUACUCCACCUGUGCCCGUAUGUUCACUGGAUCUCAUUUACCACUAAUGUUCGUUGGCAUGGAGCAAAUAAUGUUGUCAAAUCACGACUUGGCGGAUGAAGCUCUCCAAGCCGCGCACCUCACGUGUGAUGGCGACCCUCUUCUUAUAAACGAACUGGGCGUCAUGGCAUUCACUCAUGGAGACUUCAAACGGGCUGCAGAAUUAUUUCAGCAGUCCCUCGAUCUUGCACAGGUAUCCCAGGGCUCACAGAGUUCUUGGGCAACAACCUACCUCAAUCUUGGUACUUGCUACCGCAAAAUGAGGCGAUAUGAAGAUGCUAAGGCGAGCUACAAACGUGUCCUGGAGAUUGAACCCCAACAUCCUCAAGCGCUUGGUUUUCUUGGUAUGGUUUACCACUUGCUUGAGGACACUGCAAAAGCUAUUGAAAAAUAUCACGAAGCAUUGAGCGUAGACCCUAUCAACAGUCAUCUCAUUGAACUGCUUAAUCUGGCCUUAGAGUCUAGUAUCGCCCGUGAGCCCAUGGGAAGAGCGUAUCCAGGCGGCGAGGAGGCGUUUACGCGUAUGAUGACGAAUCUAAAAGAAAAGUAUCUAAGGAUCCACCCCAAUGGUAACACCAAGUUAGAUAAGGGUAAAGCCCCUAUGAUACAUCAGGACUCUUCAGAUGCAAGUAUCAUGGACGAAGCUAUGAAUUUGGGCUAAAUAUAUCCACUGUGUCGUGUCAGUAGUAUGAAUGAAACAUGGUACUAGAUGGAGCCCUUUUCAAAAUGCGAGCUUUAAUGCACAUGCCCAUGCGUCAAGGUAUCUACAUGAACACCUUUCCGCAUCGUAUCUCUUAUAUAUCUCCGUCGCCGUGGAU
This is a messenger RNA of Serpula lacrymans var. lacrymans S7.9, 2086 nucleotides long. RefSeq lists its product as uncharacterized. Lineage: Eukaryota; Fungi; Basidiomycota; Agaricomycetes; Boletales; Serpulaceae. Gene Ontology annotation, molecular function: protein binding. Bases 1 to 1929 code for a protein of 642 amino acids. Gene Ontology annotation, biological process: cell division. The transcript has 13 exons. The record is from RefSeq and is a predicted model, not a curated record.